GUGUACUCCUCGUUGUGUGUCUGUGCCGUGUACCGGGAGUGCAGAAGCAGUCAAAACAUUAUGCUUGAUUUAAACAAAUGAAAAUUGCGUUUUCCAACAAUCACACAGCGCAAAAAAAAUAGCAGCCCAACAGGGAGCGAAGUACAUAAAAAGGAAGUAGUACUACUACUGCUACUGUUGCUGCUGCUGCUGCGUGGGGCAGUUCAUCUGCGUGGAGUGCCGUCCACCGGAUGGUCCGGGAAAGGUGGAUGGCAACUGGAUGGAUUACAGUGCAAUUAAUUGGAUUACUCGGCUGGUGUGUUUCUCCAUAAAGCAACAGUAAUGGAUUACAGUUGCGGUGUCACGGUCCGACACUGCUGCGUAUGGUUCGUGCGACCACCGGUCCCUGUGUUGUGCUGCGCGGUAUUUGCGUGGGUUCGCGAAAAAUCUCUUUCAUCUACGGAUUCUGCCAGCUCGUGAGGGCCGUUCGCGAUUGUUCUACUGCUGGGGUGCUGGUGUGGGAACUCCCUUCAUCGCGCCACCGAACCGCGAGCCUGCAAACCGUUUAAAGCAAGUGCGCAUAAUAGUGACCAAAAACCAACCACCGACACCCAAAGUGAUCCGAGGUUAAUUGGGCAACACCGUCGCUGGAGCUAUUGGAUAUUUAACUCCCCCUCUUUCCCUCUUUUGCCUGUGCAUCGUCGUGUUGUGUUGUGUCGUGUGCGUGUGUGAGAGAGAGUAUACGGUACGUAGGACAAUAACAGGGAAGAACAUCGAAGGGAAGCAGCAGCACUCCGGACGGUCGGUCGGCCCGGACGGUCAGCCGAGGUUUUCGGUGCGAGAAACCAAUUAGAAAAUUUGCAUUUGGCCUUUCCGUCGCCAUCGUCGUCGUGGUCGUCGUCGUCGUCGUCAUCAUCGCACCGAACUGACCCCGGGUUCCCUCUUCCCCUUCCUUGAAGUGUAAUCGAAUGAGCGAAGGAUACGUGGAAUCGGAUUGCUGUGGCCCGGUCAGCAGCAUGGCAGCUGAAGUUGCACACCGUUGGAGUUCCAUCGCACAGUAGGGCCCGGUCCCGGCCGCCUGCUGUUGGAAGGUCAAGCGAAUCUGCCCCCCCCCCCUCAGGCAACACAACCCCGGGGCGAGGGAGUGAAGCGCAUCCGCACGGAAACGAACGAAGGCGAGAAGAAGUCAGCCUGAGAAGUGAGCACAGCCCAAAAUGCACGUAGCAAAUGUUCUGCGAGCUUCGUGUAUCUUUUGGGUUUCUGUUAGCUCGAACAUAAUGAUGACCACGACCACGACCGAGGAGUCGGCCGCCUACCAGCCAUACUUCGACUUUGACGUGCCCCGUAACCUCACAGUCAGCGUCGGGCAUACCGGAUUUUUCUUGUGCAAAGUUGAGCGGCUCGGUGACAAGGAGGUGGCGUGGAUAAGGAAACGGGAUCUACAUAUACUCACGAUGGGAGCAUCAACGUACACGUCGGACCAACGAUUUCAGGUCCUACGGUCCGAAGGCUCCGUCAACUGGACGCUACAGAUCAAGUACCCACAGGUGCGUGAUUCGGGCGUGUAUGAGUGUCAAAUCAACACCGAACCAAAGAUGUCCCUUUCGUACGUGCUAAACGUUAUCGAGCUGCGGGCGCGAGUGCUGGGACCGUCGGACAUAUUUAUCAAAUCGGGCAGCGAGAUUACACUGGUUUGUGUCAUACAGCAAGGACCGCACGAGCUCGGCACCGUCUUCUGGUACAAGGGAAACACGCUCGUCGAGCCAUCCACGCAGGAAAACGACAUUCUUACGGGUGAAAACAGACGAAUUUCCAUCGAAACAGAUUGGACAGAUGUGCUGACGUCCAGACUGAGGAUAAAGCGUGCGAUCCAGAGUGAUACCGGGAACUAUACCUGCGUACCGACAAUGGCCAAAUCUGCAAGCGUGUAUGCUCAUGUAAUUAGUGGAGAGCACCCGGCGGCGAUGCAACACAAUUCGGCAGCAUCGGUCCCGCGGCCACUGCUGGUGCUGGUGCACACCUUAUACUUCCUUUUAUCGUUUCUCGUGCUAAUGCAAGCACAUCUGCGGAGCAGUAGCGGGCGGAAGGAGGCAGCGACGGCGCCGCACAGGCCCCACACUGGCCGGGCAGCUAUCAGCCAACGGAUGGAGGCAGCGAAGGACGAUGCCCCUUCCAGCUGCCGAUGCUUCGGGCCGCGUUUGGAUGGUUCAUCUGAGGUGUCGAUCGUUUUUUGCUGCAGUACCCACACCUUUCACGCUUAUCCAAGCUAACAUGAAGCCGAUGGCCGGCGGCAUAGAAACGCCACCCGGACACCACCACCACCCCCGGUAGUACGGUCGGUGUUCGGUCGCUAGGCGUAGUAGUUCGAGUUUCCGAGGAUUCUCGUUCUUCAUUUGUUCACGACAACAGCAGCGCCAUUUCAUCCACCUUAUCAUCCUCACCUUAAUCUUUUUCAAGCCACUACCUACUACUACUACCACUACUAGUACCAUUACGGUGACUACUACUACUACUACUUCUAGGGCUACUAUCGCUGUUCCCUCUGUCCAGAGGAUAGGCGGAGCGGAACGAUAGAAGCUACUGUACAGGUUAGAUGAAGCGUAGAGUGAAUAGAGAGGGACCGAAGAGGAUACGUUAAAAAAAAUCACACACACCCACACGGACACACACCGUUCACAUUCUUAGUGAGAGUUUAGAGCCUCAUCAUUCCCCAUUCCUUAGAACCGAAGCACACAUACACACUCACAAACAGUCCGGUAACAACAACACUUUUCUGCGCCGUUCCCGUCUCCCCCGGGGGGGGAGGAGGCGAUGAAACGUUGGAACCAUUCAGCCCAAGACUGGCACGGCGCACCUGAAUAGGAAUCACAACGCAAAACGAUGAUGCAAAGUCUUUCGCACCGAUGGUUGCGCCGGCGGGGCCCAGAGAUCGACUUAUAUCCAAAAUGGAAGGAGAACCAGGAAACAAAAACGAAGGGUGGAGAUGUAGAGGUAGAGAGCACGAGGGGGGGUAGUAGAUAUGGUAUGAUUUCUUUUCUACUCUACACCACAUCAAUAGAGGCGGACGGACGCAUUCUGGGUGCAGAACGACGUUCGACGUCGAGCAUAGCAUAAGUGGCGUGGCAGGAAGAGGAGGGUAGAAGGGACAGGGGAUGAGAUUACACUCCUCAAUAGUGACACCCUUCUUCCGAUGCAGUAGAAUGCAUCACAAUUGCGAGAAAGGGGUAGAAGAAUUGGCUCAAAAGCACAGAUGUUUGAUUGUUUAACAAAAAAAAAAAAAACCCACACCCACACACAAAGGUAUGUGACGUCGUGUCCCGAGGACAGCGCGGAAGCGGG
This is a messenger RNA of Anopheles darlingi, 3318 nucleotides long. RefSeq names its product zwei Ig domain protein zig-8-like. Lineage: Eukaryota; Metazoa; Arthropoda; Insecta; Diptera; Culicidae. The record is from RefSeq and is a predicted model, not a curated record. Gene Ontology annotation, biological process: synapse organization. Gene Ontology annotation, cellular component: neuron projection membrane. The transcript has 9 exons. The coding region runs from base 1194 to 2249 and encodes 351 amino acids.